Messenger RNA from Schistocerca gregaria, 237 nucleotides. Its product is annotated as ctenidin-1-like. The record is from RefSeq and is a predicted model, not a curated record. Bases 1 to 237 code for a protein of 78 amino acids. NCBI's taxonomy places the organism in Eukaryota, Metazoa, Arthropoda, Insecta, Orthoptera, Acrididae. The transcript is spliced from 4 exons.
AUGGUGGGAGUACGGGGGGGGGGAGGGUAUGGUGGGAGUACGGGGGGGGGAGGGUAUGGUGGGAGUACGGGGGGGGGGAGGUACGGGGGGGGAGGGUAUGGUGGGAGUACGGGGGGGGGGAGGUACGGGGGGGGGAGGGUAUGGUGGGAGUACGGUGGGGGGGGGUAUGGUGGGAGUACGGUCCUGGGCCCACCGGAGGAAGGGGAGGACCAUGGGUGGGGCUUAGCAUAUGGAUAG